Messenger RNA from Clupea harengus (Atlantic herring), 4181 nucleotides. RefSeq names its product calpain 3a, (p94) (gene capn3a). Gene Ontology annotation, molecular function: calcium-dependent cysteine-type endopeptidase activity; calcium ion binding. Lineage: Eukaryota; Metazoa; Chordata; Actinopteri; Clupeiformes; Clupeidae. Gene Ontology annotation, cellular component: cytoplasm. The record is from RefSeq and is a predicted model, not a curated record. Gene Ontology annotation, biological process: negative regulation of apoptotic process; proteolysis.
CUUCACAAAUGAUCAAUGAAAGUCUUUUGAAAUGCAUUUUUUUUGGAAACGGUGAAUAUAUUAGGUCACCGACCUUUGACCUUUGCCAUGUGUGAUACUUAACAAAGCAGACAAUGAAGUCAGAGUAGGAACUGCUGUUUUAGCCCAAAUGUUCAACGUAGUGGUCCAUUUUACUCUCAAAAGAAUGUCAUGUCAUACCAAAUAGAGUAGUUUGGUCAUGUGGUGUUACACCUUGGCAGACAACCCUAUGACAAUGACCACCCUCAGUAUACAUGACGGGUGAUGAAAUGAGACCCAUCCCUGAAUUGGAUGCUUUGUGUUACAUGGUGGCUUGUCCAUGGCUAUCCAAAGUGCCCCACUUAAAAAAAAAAAAAAAAAAAAAGCUGCGUAAUUUUGACUGGGACAUAACGCGUCAGUCUCAAUGUCAGAUUCCCAUUGCCACCACCCUCCCACCGAAAAUGAAAAAAAAAAAAACAACAUUGGUUUGUCUCUCAGGAUUAGCCUGGUGGCGUUGUGCUGAGACUGCUCAAUGCAGCUCCAUUGAGGACAGGUUUAAAGGGCUUGAAUGCCUUCUGCUGAGGCAGGCCAUCCCACCAGCCGACCCACUCUUUGCAGCCACUGCGCCACGGCUCACUCCCCCUUUGUGUUCCCCAACAAUGCUGGCACGAGGGCAUCGUUAGGGAACCCUCAUUGUUCAGUGGCCAAUGGGAACCCACUUUAUGAGUGUGUAUGUAUGCCCAUGUAGUUGGGUGUGUAUGUGUGUGUUUUUGUGUGUUUGUCUGUGUGUAGGUGUGUGUGUGUGUGUGUGUGUGUGUGCAUGGCCAAGGGAAUGUUAACAUACGUGAGAUGAAUGUCUCAUUCUUCUAGUGGCAGUGUCCACUCCAUAACCAGGUGCGAAGGGACGUCAUUUGGAGAGCCGGCCAAUCAGAGAUUAGCAGUUUGGAUUUAUGCCAGAGAUUUUUAGGCUUGUAAGAUUUUACCAGAGGUGGCCAAAGCCAGUUUUUUAUCAGCAACAAAAAAAGUCCAUCAGGUGAGUCGUGAUGCCCUAUACUCCGUCUGGCUUUUUCUGCGACCGGUUGAUCCGGGAGAGAGAACGCAGGGACGGGGAAGGAUCCUUGAGCAAGCCUCUGCGCUUCAGCGGACAGGACUUCAACCUCCUCAAACAGGAGUGCCUCCAGAAGAAGACCCUGUUUGAGGAUGACACUUUUCCGGCCUCCGUGGAGUCCUUGGGAUACAAAGAGCUGGGUCACAAAUCCAACAAAGUCAAGAACAUCGUCUGGAAGAGACCCAAGGAAAUUUCUGAUAAUCCCGAAUUCAUUGUUGGAGGAGCCAGCAGGACAGACAUUUGUCAAGGAGACCUGGGUGACUGCUGGUUGUUGGCUGCCAUUGUUUCUCUGACACUCCAUGAGAAGCUGCUCUACAGAGUUGUCCCAAUAGAGCAAAGUUUCAGUGAUGGCUAUGGUGGAAUCUUCCAUUUCCAGUUCUGGCGGUACGGUGAUUGGGUGGAUGUUGUCAUCGAUGACCGCAUCCCCACCUUCAACAAUCAGCUGGUGUUCACUAAGUCUGCGGAAAGGAAUGAGUUUUGGAGUGCCCUUUUGGAAAAGGCCUAUGCCAAGCUGCAUGGCUCCUAUGAGGCCCUCAAAGGAGGCAACACCACAGAGGCCAUGGAGGACUUCACUGGAGGAGUGACCGAAUUCUAUGAAAUGAAGGAAGCCCCAAAGGAGCUCUUCAAGAUCAUGAAAAAGGCCUUGGAGAGGGGUUCCCUCAUGGGCUGCUCCAUCGAUUCUCUGGUUCCUGCUCGCUUUGAGACACGCACAGUGACAGGGCUUGUGAAAGGACAUGCUUACUCUGUGACAGCUGUUGAAGAGUGUAAGCAGUCCCAGCACAAGGACUCCAAAGUACGCCUGGUGCGUCUCCGCAACCCAUGGGGUCAGGUGGAGUGGAAUGGACCUUGGAGUGACAACUCUAAGGAGUGGACCAGCAUCUCUAAAACUGAGAAGGAGAAACUUCAGCAUCAGAAUGCUGAGGACGGAGAGUUCUGGAUGUCAUUUGACGAUUUUAAGAAGAAUUACACCAAGAUUGAGAUCUGUAACCUUACCCCUGAUGCACUGGAGGAUGACAAGAUACACAAGUGGACAGUGUCUGUGAACGAGGGGCGCUGGGUGCGAGGGUGUUCAGCAGGUGGCUGUAGGAACUACCCAGAUACUUUCUGGACCAAUCCCCAGUACCGUCUGCGACUCUUGGAAGAGGAUGAUGACCCAGAGGACAAUGAGGUUGCCUGCACGUUUGUCGUGUCCUUGAUGCAAAAGAACCGUAGAAAAGAGCGCAAGAUGGGUGCUAACUUGUUCACCAUAGGAUUUGCCAUCUAUGAGGUGCCAAAAGAGAUGCACGGAAAUAAGCAGCACAUGCAGAAGGAAUUCUUCCUGUUCACUUCCUCAAAGGCUCGCUGCAAGUCUUACAUCAAUCUGAGGGAGGUGACCCAGCGUUUUCGACUGAGUCCAGGAGAGUAUGUCAUCGUGCCUUCCACCUAUGAACCCCACCAGGAGGGCGAGUUCAUCCUCCGCGUCUUCUCUGAAAAAAGGAACACCUCUGAGGAGAUAGAGAACAGGAUCGAGGCUGACCAUCCGGUGCCAGCACCAGCUUCAGCAGGCGAGGAGAGUGAGGAGGAUCAGCAGUUCCGGACCAUCUUCCAGCAGAUAGCGGGGGAUGAAAUGGAGAUCUCAGCCAAUGAGCUGAAGAAUGUCCUGAACAGGGUGGUUUCCAAACAUAAGGAAAUGAACACAGAGGGCUUUAGCUUGGAGAGCUGUCGGAGCAUGAUUGCCCUCAUGGAUAUGGAUGGGACAGGCAGACUUAACCUACAGGAGUUUAGGCACCUGUGGAACAAAAUUAAACAGUGGCAGGGAAUCUUUAAGCACUAUGACGCUGAGCAGACUGGAUGCAUUAACAGCUAUGAGAUGAGGAAUGCUGUGAAUGAUGCAGGUUUCCGUCUCAACAACCAGCUGUAUGACAUCAUCACCAUGCGCUAUGCCAAUGAGAGCAUGAACAUUGACCUUGACAGCUUUGUCAGCUGUCUGGUGCGCCUGGAGGGCAUGUUCAGGGCGUUCCAGGCCUUUGACCAGGACGGGGAUGGCAUGAUCAGGCUCAGUGUUCUUGAGUGGCUCCAGCUGACCAUGUAUGCCUAGACAGGCCCCUGUGGCCUUCUGGGCAUCCAGGUGAGCCACAUCUCCUCUCUGCAAGGACCAGAAAAUUACCUGCCUUUACCUCAACACUCAAUGUGCCAGUCAAGCCCAGCAGGAAAACAUCUCUCAGCACAACACAGUAUCUGUCUCUUCUGUGUCGAGCAUCCUCUAGUUUCCCUUCUCAGCACGUACCAUCAUUCACCAUUUCCUCGACUCUCUUGGGAGUUCUCCCUCUGUAAUCAACUCUCAGGUUCCUUACAGCAGCCUCUCAUCACCCAUUCAUUUCACAUUUGUGGAUUGUUUAUUUUCUCCCCCCCCCCCAGCAUUGUUCAACUUUUUUCUCAGGCACACUAUACACACAUACAACCUCUGUUUUUUUCCAGUCACAAUACCAUACCUCACCAUCACCUCUUCUUAUAAACCCCCAAAUUAUUAUCUUAUACAAAUCUGUGGGAACUUGCUUGACACCUUUUUACCAAAGCUAGAUUCCACAACUCCUACCCACCAUAUAUUGUUAUUUUAGUUUUCUUUUGGUGUCUAAACCCAAACCCACUUGCUCUCCACAAGAUCACUCUCUGUGUGUCCUCAAGGGCCAUAGACGCAGCAGCGCUUCCACUCAGGCCAGUGUAUUCACCCAUUAUUCUUGUGGGAGUUACGUCUUCUUCGUUGGUUUUUACUACCUAGUCAAUAACAGAUUCUGCCAGUUCAUCAGACAUACCUUCAGACUGAAAGAGAAAAUAUUCAGCAGUCUUUGUGAACUCUCUCCCAUUACUGUAAGCGGAUGAAGCACAAAAGUAUUAUGGUGAAGGGGCAGCAUCCAGGCUUUGCGAUUGGGGAAAGGCAUCCAGGCUUUGGGAAAGGAAAGAAAAAUCACCAAACAUGGAGACAAACGUGGGUUUGGACUUAAGGUUUUUUUGUUGUGGUUUCCUAUUAAAAGCUUUGGGUCGAAUGAGUGUACUGGAUUUUUAACACUUUUAAUGAAUAAAUAACUGUUGUUCUUGG